Racocetra persica is the source of this 906-nucleotide messenger RNA. The record is from the annotation of a GenBank genome assembly. Lineage: Eukaryota; Fungi; Glomeromycota; Glomeromycetes; Diversisporales; Gigasporaceae.
AUGACAUAUCAAAGCGAUUCGGAGGACGAUUUAUUCGUCCAUAGUAUGACCUUAAAAAAAGCGCAAGCAUUGAUAGAUAAUCCUCGUUCUCACCAAGUUAUUACCCUUGCAAGUUGUGGUAAAAAAGUUGGGGUCUGUGAAGUUGGAGACCCAGAAGGUUAUCCCGUGCUUUGGCUUACAGGAAACAUGGGUCCAGCAAUGUCAAUCCUUUUAUAUCAUAAUCUUGCAAAACGACAUCAUAUUCGUCUAAUUUCGGUAGAUAGACCUGGCUAUAAUGAUAGUGACGAUAUUUAUUCACGAUCUGGUGUUCCAGACUUAUUUGAAUUUGCUGAUAUGAUCAACGAAUUGACUUUGAUAUUAAGAAUGUGGCAAUUUGGUAUGGCUACUUUUUCACUAGGCGCCGUUUACGGUUUGGCUUAUUCACUUAAUUUCCCUGAGAGAAUUAAAGGUCCGAUAUUUACGAUUAGUCCUUGGGUGUCAACUAGUACACCAGGACAUUUACUUUAUUAUAAAGGCAUCGCAAAAUUUGCUCCAAAUUUCUUAAUCCGUACUACAUUAAGCACCCUACCACACAUGACCAACUUUUUUAGUCGUAGUUAUAUACACAAAAAGAUUUAUCAAAAUGGUUUAUGGAAUUUACAAAAUCGUACUGGUGCACAUAUUGAUGCUAUGGUAGCAUUAGAAAAAGUUGAUUGGGGUUAUAAAUAUGAAGAUACUACACAUCCGAUUCAAGCUUAUGUAGGUGAAGAAGAUGAAAAUGUUCCGUUACAAGCUUGGACGUAUAUGAGUAAUAGAAUGGAUAAUUUAAAAUUAAACGUUGUUAAAGAUGGUGGUCAUUAUUUGUUAUAUAGAAUGGAUUUCAUGGAAGAGUUAUUUACAACAAUCGAGUCCACUGUCAAUUCAUAA